AGCAGACAGACUGAGUUCCUCUAAUCCCCAUGUUCUUUCUUCUCCUUCUCUCUAAGACCCUUCUCUGAGGGAGGAACAACUAUAUCUUUGGGGAUAGUAUAGCUUUAAGGAAACUUUUGGCAGAUGCAGACGUCCUAACAUCUGGGCAGUGUUAACAGAAUCCCAGAGGCCCGGACAGACCACGAGCCACUCGUUCUAGGAAUGUUAAAGUAGGAGUUUCUUUCGACCGAUGAAAGGAGCAGAGAAGAAGGAGAAAGAGAAAGAGGAGACAGAAAGAGAGCACAAAACCUCCACAUAAAACAGAUCCCAUCCCCUCACUUUUGGAAGUUCACUGAUUGCUGGUUCCUGAAAGUCAUUUUCCUUUGUUCUGGUACUUCUGUUCACAUACCUCUAUUCCUGCUUCCCUAAACCCCCCUUUCAAGGAUGGCCCAUCAGCUGACUCAAAUAAGAGUGCUAGCUCUGCUGCUCUUCCUAACUCCAGCAGUGACACCAACACGGUAUGCAGGUUCAGGCUUCUAUCCAGAUGAAAGCUACAAUGAAGUAUAUGCUGAAGAGGUUCCACAGGCCCCUGCCCUAGACUACCGAGUCCCCCGAUGGUGUUAUACAUUAAACAUCCAGGAUGGAGAAGCCACAUGCUACUCACCAAAGGGAGGAAAUUAUCACAGCAGCCUGGGCACUCGUUGUGAACUCUCCUGUGACCGGGGUUUUCGACUGAUUGGACGGAGGUCGGUGCAAUGCCUUCCAAACCGCCGUUGGUCUGGAACUGCCUACUGCAGGCAGGUGAGAUGCCACACAUUGCCGUUCAUCACUAGUGGCACCUACACCUGCACAAAUGGGAUGCUUCUUGACUCCCGCUGUGACUACAGCUGUUCCAGUGGCUACUACCUGGAAGGUGACCGCAGCCGCAUCUGCAUGGAAGAUGGGCAAUGGAGUGGAGGCGAGCCUGUAUGUGUAGACAUAGAUCCCCCCAAGAUCCGUUGUCCCCACUCACGUGAGAAGAUGGCAGAGCCAGAGAAGUUGACUGCCCGAGUACACUGGGACCCACCAUUGGUGAAAGAUUCUGCUGAUGGCACCAUCACCAGGGUGACACUUCGGGGCCCUGAGCCUGGCUCUCACUUUCCCGAAGGAGAGCAUGUGAUUCGUUACACUGCCUAUGACAGAGCCUACAACAGAGCCAGCUGCAAGUUCAUUGUGAAAGUACAAGUGAGACGCUGCCCAACUCUGAAACCACCACAGCAUGGCUACCUUACCUGUACUUCAGCAGGGGACAACUAUGGUGCCACCUGUGAAUACCACUGUGAUGGCGGUUAUGAGCGCCAGGGGACCUCCUCCCGGGUCUGCCAGUCCAGCCGCCAGUGGUCAGGAUCAGCACCCAUCUGUACUCCUAUGAAGAUUAAUGUUAAUGUCAACUCAGCUGCUGGUCUUCUGGAUCAGUUCUUUGAAAAACGGCGACUCCUCAUAAUCUCAGCUCCUGAUUCCUCCAACCGAUAUUAUAAAAUGCAGAUCUCUAUGCUACAGCAAUCCACCUGUGGGCUGGACCUGCGUCACGUGACCAUCAUCGAGCUGGUGGGGCAGUCACCUCAGGAGGUGGGGCGCAUCCGGGAGCAGCAGCUGUCAGCCAACAUCAUCGAGGAGCUCAGGCAAUUUCAGCGCCUCACCAGCUCCUACUUCAACAUGGUAUUGAUUGACAAGCAGGGUAUAGACCGAGAACGCUACAUGGAACCUGUCACCCCUGAGGAAAUAUUCACCUUCAUUGAUGACUACUUACUGAGCAACCAGGAGCUGAUCCAGCGUCGGGAACAAAGGGACGUAUGCGAAUGAACCUGAGCCAGGGCAUGGAGAGGUCAAGGGACAAGAUACCUUAGUUGCCUAAUAAAAAAGAGGAAAUGGUUUCCCACAGUCCUAGG
Messenger RNA from Trichechus manatus latirostris (Florida manatee), 1907 nucleotides. It is a transcript of the gene SRPX2, whose product is annotated as sushi repeat containing protein X-linked 2. The transcript has 11 exons. Lineage: Eukaryota; Metazoa; Chordata; Mammalia; Sirenia; Trichechidae. Gene Ontology annotation, biological process: positive regulation of cell migration involved in sprouting angiogenesis; cell-cell adhesion; positive regulation of synapse assembly. The record is from RefSeq and is a predicted model, not a curated record. Gene Ontology annotation, molecular function: signaling receptor binding. The coding region runs from base 424 to 1821 and encodes 465 amino acids.